GCUUCUUUUCCUAACCAUCCACACAACAAUCAGAAAACAUUUCACAUUCUCUGCAUAAAAACACAUUUUACUCGGAAGAUGCCGACGACCACUGUGAAUGAUGUUGCGGAGAAAACUGAAAUGUUGGAGAUUGAUCCCAACAGCAGUGUGGCUUUGAAGUCGACAACAAAAGAUAUGGGCAACAAGCAGGAGACGGAGAAGCUGGAAGGAGAGAAUGAAAACAAAUCUGUGGGAAAAGAAGAGAAGAAAGAGCAAGAAGAACCAACCAAGGAGGCAAUGAAGGAGAACGUGCCAGUUGAGGUUGAAGCCAAAACUGGAGUAUCUUUCCCAGUUAUGCUGGCUGACGGAAAGCGGCUGAAUGCCGUUGGUCUGAGAAAGAAGAGCAUGAUUGGCGUUGGCAUCAAGAUAUAUGCCUUUGGGAUAUAUGCAGACAAUGAGAAACUCAAAGAUCUCCUGAAGACAAAAACUGGGAAAGCACCACCUAAACCAACGAAGGAAAUGUACCAAAUGGUGAUCGACAGCAAUGUGGAAAUGUUGGUACGAUUAGUUAUUGUUUUCUCUGGCCUAACUAUGAGUAUGGUAAGGAAAAGCUUCGAUGAAGGCCUGGGAGCAUCCAUCAAGAAGCUUACAGGAGGGAAGAAUGAAGAGCUCACAAAAAGGAUUAUGGGAGAAGCAUCAGAUGACAUAAAACUGACACCAGGGUCUGUGAUUGAGAUAUCCAGGCUUCCAGGAUAUACACUCCAAACAAAAGUUAAGGAUGAGGUCGUAAGCACAGUCGAAAACGAACUGCUUUGCAGGGCAUUCAUGUACAUGUAUCUGGGAGAAGAUCCUUUUGACAAGGAAGCAAAGGAGAAAUUUGGGACAUCCCUGCUUUCGCUUUUCUAAGGAAAAAUGACUAGGUCUGCUCUGCUGAGGAAUAAAACUUGAAGUCCACUAUGUAGCACCUAAUAAUUUCUCAAAUAAGCAAGUAGUGAGAAGAAGGAAGUUCAUGAACAUCCCAUGUGUCAAAGUUUCAAUACUUUCCAUAUUGGCAUUUGAAUAUGUAAGAUCCUACUUAUUUCUGCAACUAAUUAGAAGAACAAAAAACUUAGUGGAUGUAAAUGCAUGUAUUACAUUUCUAAGGUUGUUAGGUACCA
Messenger RNA from Sesamum indicum (sesame), 1136 nucleotides. Its product is annotated as chalcone isomerase-like protein 1. Gene Ontology annotation, cellular component: chloroplast stroma. The record is from RefSeq and is a predicted model, not a curated record. Gene Ontology annotation, biological process: fatty acid metabolic process. Gene Ontology annotation, molecular function: fatty acid binding; intramolecular lyase activity. Lineage: Eukaryota; Viridiplantae; Streptophyta; Magnoliopsida; Lamiales; Pedaliaceae.